Molecule: messenger RNA, 899 nt
Organism: Physella acuta
Lineage: Eukaryota; Metazoa; Mollusca; Gastropoda; Physidae
Product: rho-related protein racB-like
Biological process (GO): small GTPase-mediated signal transduction
Molecular function (GO): GTPase activity; GTP binding
Source: RefSeq, a predicted model, not a curated record
UCUAGUUUUAUUUCUCGACUGCAAUACUGUAAUAUAAGCCGUUUAUUUUUCUUGAAAAUUCUUUAUUUUUUCAUCGUGUUGUUUCCAGGAUUUGCUAUUGCCAAUCAGCGGCCUAGGCACAACAGGGGAGACAACACACUUGAUAACACGCACCCAGAAGUGAUCAAGAGUUAUCGGAACUGUUGUAUUAUCGUUCCUGAUUAACAACGAAACAAUGGAAUAUCUUUGCUGUUGGACAUUUUCCAAAGGUGUGGCUGUGAACGACCUUUCACCCCACUACAGGAUGGUGGUAGUGGGAGACCUAUGGAGUGGUAAAACCAGUUUGAUCUACAGAUUCACCAGAGGCACUUUACCAGGGGACGACACUCAGACGGUAUUCGACACCGACGAGGUUCAAAUACCGAUAGAUAACAAAAAGGUAUACCUGACGAUCAGAGACACGUCCGGUACAGAAGAGGACGCGCGAAUCCGCGCCCUAGCAUACGACAGCUGUGACGUCAUUCUCAUCUGCUUCUCUGUGGCGUCGCCUCAGUCGCUCCACAACGUGGUGUCCGAGUGGGCUUCAGAGGUCCACCACCUGUGUAAAAACGUGCCCUAUUUACUGGUGGGGACCCACGCAGAUCUAAGGGACAACUCGAAACUUAAAAGAGCCGAAAAAGAGGUUAAAUUUAUUAGCAACAAAAAAGGGGAGCAAACUGCGAAAAUGAUAGGAGCUAAAGGAUAUUUUGAGUUCUCUGCUCUUGACGAGAGAAAUGCGGUGAAAAAGUCGAAAUUUAUUUUUGGUAGAGCUGUUAGAGAAGUUAUGAAAAUCCGGAAAACUUUUGGAUCUUAACAGUGUUAAUUUAACUGUGAAAUAUUGGAACACCUCGCGUACUGAAAUAACGAAAAAGUAGGGUGAA